Messenger RNA from Amborella trichopoda, 4365 nucleotides. Its product is annotated as KH domain-containing protein. Gene Ontology annotation, molecular function: RNA binding. The record is from RefSeq and is a predicted model, not a curated record. NCBI's taxonomy places the organism in Eukaryota, Viridiplantae, Streptophyta, Magnoliopsida, Amborellales, Amborellaceae.
CUAUUAGUUCUCGUGCUUCCACCUCUCUCUCUCUCUGUAAUCCCUAAACCCUAGUUUUGUAAAGCUUUUUAACAUCCUCACAUCCCCUGUUACUCUCUCUCUCCUAUAGCUGCGCCCAUUAUUUCCAUCAAUUUAUUGGGUUUUCUUCUCUCCAUAGAUUUCAGCGAUGUCUGAAGAAGAUGUUGUUGCUGCGGGUGCUACCUCACCAGUUGUUUCUGAUAAAAAGAGGAAGAUUGAUGAUAUAGAGGCUCCUGAGAUUACAAAAAAUGGGGUUUCUAGCCCUAAACAUGCCACUGAAAACGAGGGUGAUUCUGAAGCUCCCAACGAAGAGAAUCAAAACCCUAUCCCAGAGGCUCAAGAGAUAGAUUAUCGCCUCUCAAAUUCUAGUGAUGUUAAGAAGCAUCGUCUUGAUGAAUCAAGUGACGAGCCUGAACAUGGCUCAGAGGUGCAUAAGUCUGAGGAGCUUCCUUCAGAGAAUUCUCAACCUGCUCCUGUGGAGACUCCCCAACAGCUGUCCACUGGUGUUCCUCCACAAGCUGAUAUCCCUCCUGUUCAAGAGCAACCUAAACUGGAUCUUCAGCCUAUUUCUCGUAAAGUUGAAGUUCCUAAUGGCAAGGUUGGAGUUCUCAUUGGAAAGGCUGGGGAUACUAUCAGAUAUCUCCAAUAUAAUUCUGGGGCGAAAAUUCAAAUCACAAGAGAUGCUGAUGCUGAUCCACAUGCUUCAACUAGGCCAGUGGAACUGAUAGGAACUCUAGAGAAUAUUAAUAAGGCGGAGCAGCUGAUAAAGGAUGUGAUUGCGGAGGCUGAUGCUGGGGGUUCCCCAGCUCUUGUUGCUAGGGGUUUCGGUACCGCACAAUCUGGUGGAGAGCAAGUUCAGAUACAGGUUCCAAAUGACAAGGUAGGAUUGAUCAUUGGUAAAGGAGGUGAAACCAUUAAGAAUCUGCAGACGCGAUCUGGAGCUCGCAUACAGUUGAUCCCACAGCAUCUUCCAGAGGGUGAUGUAUCUAAAGAAAGAACUGUACGUGUGACUGGAAAUAAGAAACAGAUUGAGACUGCACAAGAAAUGAUCAAGGAAGUAAUGAAUCAGGCUCCUACAAGGCCUCCAUCUCUCUCCACUGGCUACCCCCAACAAACGUACCGCCCUCGUGGACCCCCUGGACCACCUCAAUGGCAGGCACGCCCACCCCCUCCUGCCCAACCAACAACGUAUGAUUAUCAACAACGUGGACCCUACCCUACCACCCAACAAUCCUCUCAAUAUCCGCCUCCAACCUACAGUAGUUACCCACCUCCACAAGCCCCAAGAAGCUAUGCUCCAGGUUGGGAACAAAGGCCCCCUCAAACUACUAGUCAAACUGGAGGCUAUGAUUACUAUAGCCAACAACCCCCUCAAGCCUCAGAACCCUUAGCCUCUGGUCCCCCACCAACUGCCAAUCCUACACCAGCCCAUGUGCCACCUCCUUACAAUUAUACACAACCCCAUGCUACAGAUUACCCCCAAAACCCUCCAUAUGCUCAAUCUGUGCCACCCCAACAAAGUUAUGGACCGGGAUAUGAGAACCCAAGCUACGAUAAACCACCUCCAACUCAGCAUCCAUAUGGCGGCCCUCAUCCUGAUGCUCAAGGAGGCUAUUCACAAGCGGGACCCCCCCAAGCAGGGUACCAACCACAAUUAGGGUACGCCCAAACGGGUUCCGCUCAAGCUGGGUACCCUCAGUCAGGUGGUACCCCCACCCAACCGGCUUACUCUCAACCAGUGCCCGCACAAUCAGGGUACCCUUCCCAUAUGGGGCCUGUCCAAUCAGGUUACCAUCAAUCAGGCCCUCCCCCAUCAGGGUACUCUCAACCUGCACCCGCUCCAUCGGGGUACACUCAACCUGGCUAUUCACAGCCACCAGCAUAUGGUAAACCUAGCUAUGGGCCGCCACAGCCGGCUCCUGCACCUCAUUCUUAUGGGCCUCCUAGGCCAGCCCAACCUGGAGAUGUCUCACAGCAUACACCUCCAUCAUAUGGAACAUCUCAGCCCUCAUAUCCUUAUGGGUCAGCACCACCUGCUACUCAAGAUGGUUACAACCAGCAAUUACCACCUAAUCAACCAGGUUAUGGUCAAGGGCAAAGUAGUAAUUAUGGACAGCCAGCUUAUGGUCAAUAUCCAUCUUCUCAACCGGGGUAUGCAGAACCCCCUCAAAGUAAUGUGAACUAUGGUGCACCACCACCGACUGAGGUGGCAUAUAAUAGUGCACAUGGUCCAGCCCCUGGUGGUGCAAGUGGCCAACCUGGUUAUGCCCAACCUGGCCCAAGCCAGGUGGGUUAUGAGCAGCAACCGGUGGCUCAGUCAGGCUAUGGUGGUUAUGGUGGAGGCGCCCAGGCUGGUUAUGUGAAGAGCUUAUCACCUCAACCAGGAUAUACCCAGUAUGACGCAAGCCAAGCAUAUGGCCACCACUCUUAAGAUUAUUGGCAGAAUCCUUGCAUCAUUCUUUCUAGGGUCGCAGUAAGAGCGGGAGUGAACUUGCAGGUAUCCUUAUUUCCUCUUGAAUUUUAGCAUGAAUCGAUAUUUUGAUCUCUUCGUAAAGGUGGUAUUUUUUGUUCUUUUUUUCUUUUUCUCUUUCUUUUCUUCCUGGUUUUAGACGUAUGGUUGUCAUGGAACCUGUUUUUCUGUCUUUCGGUUGAGUUUUGUCAUAGGCAAUCUGAUUCUGUUCUUGUAGUAGUGGGAUGAGAAGUAAUUUAGCUAUAUGAGACUGGUUAUGUAGCUUGUCAUUGUACUUUGGUAUUACUUGUGGGCUUUAUGCUGUGGUUCUUUGGAUUUCAUGAUGUUAUCGCUUGAAUGCAAACAUGGAUGUGUAUUGGAAUAUGCAUAUAUGCAUGACUGUUUUCAUGUACGUGUAGAGCAUGUCCGUCCUACUUUUCUUCAAUAUUUGUUUUUGUUGGCAUGUUCUCUCUGCCAUCUUGGUUAUGUAUUUGGGUAGACUGAAACUCUUGUACAUCAUGUCUUUUCUUGCCAUGGCAUGUUCUCUCUGCCAUCUUGGUUAUGUAUUUGAGUAUACUGAAACUUCUAUACAUCAUGUCUUUUCUUGCCAUGGCAAUUGAAGUUUGUGGCAAUUAAUGUUUAUGGAGUCUUCGAGGUUGAGUGCAUGAACCCGUAAUGAUGGUAGAAUAAAUUGGGGACACAUUGAUUGGUUUUUAUCUCUUUGAUGGGUUUGGUUCAUACGAUUUUGUUGCUUUAGUGUUUACCUCGUAUAUACGGGAAGACGUGUUCGUACACUUUUGGACUUCUUUUGCCGAUGUCACUGCUUUUUUCCCCUGCUGGCACUCUCUAAGGUUCUGUCGGUUUCUUGAUCGCUGCUAGUUUCACUGUAUUUUUACUGCUUUGUUAUGAUUUGAUUGUGAUGUAAACCUUGACCUCCAUCUCAAAAUCUCUAUUGAUGACUGUUGGAAGAAAAUAACAUGCCUACGACCAUAAGGAAAUUCUUGUAUUAAUUCUCUCCCUGACACCCAACUCGCAUGCAUUUAUGCACAUGCAUGCAUGCCUGCCAUAAAUACACAAUGCUCCCAUGAUUAUAUACAUGCAGAUACAUACAUGUAUUUGGUAGUGAUUCAAAUACAUGGAUUCAUGUCAUGCACAUAUGACGUAUGCUUGGUCACAUUGUCACGCAAUCAUGCACUUUGCUGGGGGUAGAGCUAGAAUAUACCAAGUCCAAUGGACUAUUGAAAACCAUAAACCAUGGGGACCAACACCGUUAAAUGGGAUGAGAGCAGGAGUCUCUCUCUCAUAAUUUCAUUAAACGGUGAUGACCCCUAUAGAUUAUGGUUUUCUGUAGCCUGGUGGAUUAUAUCAAUUCUUUCUCUUUGCCAAAUGCUACUCUAAAAAUGCUUGUAUAAUAUGAUUUUUUGAAGAAUUAUGAAGAAUUUAUUGUGCAUCACGAAGCCAACGAAAAUGUGUAUCGCAUCUACUCAUCCCACAUGCAUGUGCUGGUAAUUGUCACACAAUAUCAGAACACUGGCACAUUGCCAUAUGCAUGCACACACAAAUGCAUUUGGUAGAUCCUAUGAAAUUUGCAGGUACUGUUGCAAUGCCUUAUUGUUGGCAGUCAAGUGCUGGAUUAGCCCAACUCCAUGACAUUGAGGAAAUGAAUUGUCGUAGGAACCGAAAUCUUUCUCGAUGGGACUUCGAAAAAUGAAAUGAGAAUGUAGUCUCUCAAUGUGAUUUAGAAUAUGAACCACUAGAAUAGAAUAAGGUUGUAUUUCUCGACUAUAAUAUGAUUCCCACAAUGAGGCCUAUUCACUCCUCAUUUUCGGUUUUUUUGAUGAUGCAUUCGGUUGUACCGAUCAAUCUUAGUACGUAAUUUGAUUAUGCCUUGAGCGUUA